UCAUUCCACCCCGUGUCCUUCAUUUUUUUCCUCCCAUUCUCGCCAAAAAUAUCCCCCUCUCUCUCCCUCACGACUGUUGACGCUUUUCCAUUAAUUACCUGUCUGUUCCUUGAAUAAAAAGCCAGACCACUUGUUUGCAUACUCUUUCGUUUAAAUAAUCAACGAGUCCUUUCUCGUCACCGUAAGGAGAAAAAAUCGUGAGAAUAAUUGCCGAGUGCCAAGCAUUUUCGUCGAGUGCCGCACACAUACAUAAUGGACAUACUCCACUCUAACGAAGUUGUGCGAUGGUGAUGAGCAUUGUGGACGGUGCCACUGCGUGAUGAACGUGAGAAUCUCUGACAGAUCAACUUACCUGUCAACAUGUUCAGUCCAGUGCAGAUAAAGCAAGAAUUUUCCAACACGGAGGAUUCCAGUCAGAACGGCCAGAACUGUGUCCAGAGCAAUGUAGAGUAUCCAGUAUUCACGAAUCAGGACGUUGAGUACAUGUACAGACAGUUACCCCAGUUCUGGAGUCAAAAUCCAGGCAUUCAAAUGGCCGAGGAAGUGGUGAUGACCAAGAAUGAUCUGCAGGGACGACAAAACGUGGCUCAAUCCAGCCCACAGGUGUCCCCGUACCUGCAGUCGACGCCCCUCUUCCAACUGAGCCAACAACACGAGUUGAGCUCCCUGAGCCAGCACGUGUCGUGCCUGCCAGCCCCCCAGGACCGCCAGCAGCUGACGCAAAUGCUCCAGCAGCAGAGGCUAGACCUGCCGGAGGGCUCGGAGCCCCUGCGCCAGGCCUCCCCAACCAAGCAGAACGGCCCAGGCAGGCCCCCCAAGUCCACCAGCACCCCCUCAACCACCAAAAAGCUCAAGUGUCAGUGUGAAAUAUGCUUCAAGGAAUUUGGCCACAAGAGCAAUCUCUUCAUUCACAUGCGCACCCACAACGGCGAGAGGCCGUACAAGUGCACCCAGUGCGAAAAAUGUUUCACUCACAGUGGUAAUUUGGCCAUUCACAUGCGCACCCACAGCGGUGAGAGGCCCUACGCAUGCCAAAUAUGCGGCAAAAUGUUCAGUCACAGUGGCAAUUUGUCCACCCACUUGCGCACACAUUCUGGUGUUAAACCUUAUAAAUGCAGUGUAUGCGGUAAAGAAUUCAGACACAGUGGUAAUCUGUCGAUACACGAGAGAAUACAUUCGGGUGUCAAGCCGUUUCAGUGCAAAGUAUGUGGAAAAGAGUUUUAUCACAGUGGAAAUUUAACGACACACAUGAAGAAACAUCCGGUUACCAGCAAGGAGGAUUGCGAGAGUGAGGACGACAUGAGGAUUGGGGGAAAUAUUGGGGAUAGGGUUGUUACUGUGAGGAAUCACGAGGAGGGGGAGGACGCCAAUGAGAUGGAGAGAAGUGCACAAUCACCUUUUGGAACGAACAGUUAAUGAUGCUUUUUCAGGGGUAUGGUUGGAGAUCCAUUCGAGGAUGAGUGAGUACUUGAGACAUUUGAAAUGAUUGAGAGGAAAUUUACGGUUUAUUUGGGGAAUCAGUUGCUUCGAUUGAAUUUAUUGAUUAUUUUUAUUUUUUACGUCACGAAAGUUUUGGUUGAAAAUUAUUUUUCAGAAGUAUUUGUUACUCGAGUCAUCGAAGGGGUGGGUUACACUCGAUUAAGUUUUUGUUCAUAAAAAAGCCAUUUCGAAUAUUUUUUUUCAUCCAGCAAUUGAUGAAUAAUGAGAACUUAAAAAUUAUGAACGAAAAUUGAAUGAUAAUCGAGAUAUGACAAACAACAACAGGAAAGAAUCUAUUAACUAUCCGACGACUCCAUAAAAAUGCUAUAAUUAAUAACUAAUGCGAAUUUCUUAAAACAUUUUUAUUUUUUUACUUCGGCUAAUUCUCAUUUUAUUUUAAAAAAAUCAAUUUUAACAGAAUGAAUAUAAUAACGAUAUUCAAGACAUGCUAAACAUUGAAAUAAAAUAAUUUAACUUAUAAUUUUGACAAAAUGAAAUGAAAAAUAUGAAAGCAAGAAAAAAUCAACAACAUUCAGUCCUAAAAAAAUAAUAGACUUGAAAUAAUUAUUUCAAAUACUAUUUCCUGUCGGAAACAGAAGUAGAACUCGAUAUCUAGAGUGGGAUUGCGACCAUACUACCUCGAAUGUACGAUAUUUUCUUAUUUCAACUGGAGGAAAAGAAGUUGUUGGAAACUCCAGUGAACCUUGUACUUAAGACACGUAAUUUUUUUUAAAUUCAUCAUAACCCUUUAUUAUUGAAUAAUUCCACUCCUCGAGACUCAGCGAACGGUCAAGGGGAGCUGGAAGGUGAUAUUGUCCGUGUACUCUAGUUGAUAAUUUCAAUCGAUGAAGAAACAAUUUGUGGAUCAAAUACUGAAACAUGCAUACUGCGUUGAAUGAUACAUAAUUACUCGUAAUUACUAAUACAAAAAAUUACCUACUUUUGUUAAUUAAUGGGCCCUUUAAUCACACCAAAAUGUAAACAAAGGAAUCAUGUUUGAAACAUUUAUUUUCUAUUUUUUAAUCUUUUCAAUCAGAGAUGUUAAAAUGCAGAAUUAUUAAAUUAAAGAGAAAAGUAAAAAAAAUGAGAGAUUUUUAAUUGGGACUUUCCGAGGGACAACUGAAUUACAUUUUACAAAAAAAUGUAAUUAUUUUAUAGCCAUUUUUAAUCGCUUUUGGAAUUUGUCUCAAAAGGAGACUUCGUAAUUUAUUUUAGACUCUUGAAAUGUUGAAGUGGACUUCAACGGAAAAACAUAUAUACAAAGUAAAAAAGCAAUUUCAACUUCAUGAACAACUGAGUGGUAAUUUUUAGGAGAAUGACAUUUAAUUUGAGGAAAAAUCAUGAAAUUUCAAAUUUCAGUAAAAAUUCAAUAGAACGUCAAAUUUUUCAGCAGCCGACAGACGAUCAUUUCCUAACUAAUUUGAAUU
Diachasma alloeum is the source of this 2906-nucleotide messenger RNA. RefSeq names its product zinc finger protein 70. Gene Ontology annotation, molecular function: DNA-binding transcription factor activity, RNA polymerase II-specific; RNA polymerase II cis-regulatory region sequence-specific DNA binding. The record is from RefSeq and is a predicted model, not a curated record. Gene Ontology annotation, cellular component: nucleus. The transcript has 4 exons. The coding region runs from base 361 to 1416 and encodes 351 amino acids. Lineage: Eukaryota; Metazoa; Arthropoda; Insecta; Hymenoptera; Braconidae. Gene Ontology annotation, biological process: regulation of transcription by RNA polymerase II; central nervous system development.